Messenger RNA from Chelonus insularis, 591 nucleotides. Its product is annotated as GSK3-beta interaction protein. Gene Ontology annotation, cellular component: cytoplasm. The record is from RefSeq and is a predicted model, not a curated record. NCBI's taxonomy places the organism in Eukaryota, Metazoa, Arthropoda, Insecta, Hymenoptera, Braconidae. Gene Ontology annotation, biological process: regulation of canonical Wnt signaling pathway. The coding region runs from base 161 to 514 and encodes 117 amino acids. The transcript has a single exon. Gene Ontology annotation, molecular function: kinase regulator activity; protein kinase A binding.
CAAAGGCCUAUCUUUUUACUCCAAACAGUUGAUCAUAACCACAACAACAAAGACAACAGUGUCCAUAACCAACCUCAAUUGAGAAUAUUUCUCCGAAAUUCUAGAUUUUUCUAUUAUUUAAUCAUUUCAAGAGACUGAUGAUCAUAACAAUUAAAUUAACAUGUUGGAGAAUGAAGAGGAGAAAGUUUUAGACCAAGAUCAAUGGAAAGUAGAAGCACAAGCGAUCAUAAAUGAUGUUAGAAGACAUGUACAAGAUAUAAAAAUAUCAGAGAAACUUUGCAGUACGAAUAAUUCUAUCUAUUUAAAUCUUACAACUCUUGAAGGACUAAAGUUUUGUGUUGAAGUGAGUGGAAAUGGUUUCUCCAUUACUGGAAAUCAACAUGAUUCAGUGAUAAAUACAGACAAUAAAACUUUCGAAACUCCGUACAGUCUGUUGGAUUCUAUAAGUCCCAAAUACAGAGAAUCAUUCGGGAAUGAUUUGAUGAAAAAAUUAAAUAAUCUUAAUGAUAAUUGACUAUUUUAAUUUACCUUCGAAUGCAUAUCAAAUUGUCUUCAUCAUUUGUAAUAUAUAUUUAAUUAUAAUAAAUAAAA